CUAGCUGUCCAUUAAUGUCAGGUAUUUCUGGACUUGAACCUAUUUCUGCACACUAAGGAUAUUUUGAGUAGACCUCUAAAGCACUUUUGCUGUGAUGCUAUGGCUCAGGAGAAGAAGGCAGGUCUGCUUAGGAGGACAUCCUCGUCUAAGAAACCUCUUAAAGAAAAAGUUGUACUGAUGUAUGAUGAAAUAUUUACGAAGGAUGACCCUGCCAAGACUAACCCUCGCUUCUGGGAUGAGCUAUUUUUGAUGAAGGUAAACUUGGAGUAUCUGGAAGGCAAACUGGAGUCUUUGGAUGGAGAUGAAGUAAUGGUGGUCAAGGAUAACAUCAAUAGUCUGUUCCACCACUGUGUGCUUGCCUUAGAAGAGGAGCACCAGAUCAAAGUAGUGAAUGCUCUUCAGACUCUCUGUGCACUGUUUAGAGGAGUACAUCAGAAAAACAAAUCGGCUACCGGCUUUGACAUAAUCAACAUGUUGGUGGGAUUUGACAAAGCUGAGCUUAGAAUGAAGGAUUUAAUGGAGAGCCUGGACAGUCUGCUGUGUGGAGAUGGUUCAGAGAGCUUAAAGAGUCUAUGCCUGAAGUUGUUACUGUGUCUGGUUACUGUCACAGACAAUAUUAGUCAGAAUACUAUACUGGAAUAUGUCAUGAUCAACAGUAUAUUUGAAGCCAUUCUGCAGAUUGUGUCUGAUGUAUCCAGUAGAGGGCAGCAUGGAUACGAUGCUGUGGUCCUCCUGGCUCUCCUGGUGAACUACAGAAAAUACGAGUCCGUCAAUCCCUACAUUGUGAAAUUGUCUAUAGUGGAUGAUGAGCCAACUUUAGAUGGUUUGGGCAUGGUUGUACACCAGGCACUUACAGAAUACAAUAGGCAGUACAAAAACAAAGAGGAGGAGAACCAUGGAGGCUUUUUCUCUACUCUGACUAGCAUGGUAGGCAAUAUGUUUAUUGCUGACACAGAGGAGAAGCUGUCAGUACAGACUAAUGAAGCGAUCCUGCUUGCUUUAUAUGAGGCAGUUCAUCUCAACAGAAAUUUCAUUACUGUACUUGCACAAAGUCAUCCAGAAAUUGAGAUGACAGCUGCACCAGUGACCCCCAUCCCAACUACGCCUACUUCUCUGGGCACCACCCCUCCGUCUCUUGACAUGAUGCACAAUCCUGAACUGCCCUUGGACCCCAACCUACAGACGAGUAACCUCCUCAUCACCUUCCUGAAGUACUCUUCAAUUGUCAUGCAAGACACCAAAGAUGAACACAGACUUAACAGUGCCCGACUGUGUCUCAUCAUUCUUACCUGUAUAGCUGAGGACCAGUAUGCAGAUGCUUUUCUCCACGACGACAACAUGAACUUCAGAGUAAAUUUACACAGAAUGCCAAUGAGACACAGAAAAAAAGCUGCAGACAAGACCAUUCCAUCUCGGCCCCUGGUGUGCGCUGUCUUGGAUUUGAUGGUUGAGUUCAUUGUCACUCAUAUGAUGAAAGAAUUUCCUAUGGACCUCUACAUGCGAUGUGUUCAGAUCAUUCACAAGCUGAUCUGCUAUCAGAAGAAGUGCAGAAUCAGACUACACUAUACUUGGCGAGAACUCUGGUCAGCUCUCAUUAACUUGCUGAAGUUCCUGCUGUCAAAUGAGACUACCUUGCUGGCCAAGCACAAUAUAUUCCAACUGGCUCUACAGGUUGUCAGCCUCUUUAAUAUGUUCAUUACAUACGGGGACACAUUCCUACCCACACCUAGCAGUUAUGAUGAGCUGUAUUACGAGAUUGUUCGUAUGCACCAGGUCUUUGAUAACCUUUAUUGUAUGGUUCUCAGGGUUUCCACCAACGUUGGCCAGUGGAAGGAGCCUGCUAGUAAAGUCACUUAUGCCCUAGUUAAUGUCAGGGCCAUCAUUAACCAUUUCAACCCUAAGAUCGAGUCCUAUGCUGCCGUGAACCACAUUUCUCAACUUUCGGAGGAUCAGGUUCUGGAAGUGGUACGCUCCAACUAUGACACACUAACAUUAAAGCUUCAGGAUGGUUUAGACCAGUUUGAGCGCUAUUCAGAACAACCCAAGGAGACGGCCUUCUUCAAGGAGCUGGUGCGCUCAAUCAGUGUGAAUGUGAGGAAAAAUGUCUCUCUCAACACUCUGAGCCAGGAUGUUCUUCUGAAGGAAUUCUCUUCCAUAUCCUGAGACCGCUGUUUAUGUGUACUGAAUUGCUGAGAAUUAUGAAAGGCUUGAUGGCCUAAAAUGCGUUUGAUAUGUAUCUGUUGUUCUUUUCUUCCUUAAGUAUCAGGUAUUUUGUUUUAAUUGAUUGUUUACUGGAACUCUCUUUUUUUGUUCCUAUGCAGUCUAUACUUUUUUUUUUCACACAGUAAUGGAAUUAAUAUCAUAUUUUUAAAUUUGGAUAUGAAAAUCCUACCUAAACAGUUAAAUCAACCUGAAUGAAUGUACAGAGUACUCAGUAGCAAAUGUUGAUAACAUGUAAAUUAGGUUAAUGGCUGGGUUAAUAAUCAUCAAUUUUGCAUUAUGUCCUGUCAGAUUUUAUGUUUAAAAUUGUUAACUAUGUAUAUAUUUGCCAUAAUGGCCAAAGAAAAAUUAUACUUUUUGUUUACCUCUUAGGAUAAAUCUGACUACAUAUACAAGUACAGUCAGGCAGGUUUCAAUUUUGGACUGCACUUCAGCUCAGUCACACACUGAAUGAAGACUUUCAGUCUCAAGUGCUCCUACAUCCUUUGUGUUUUAAUAUUUUGGCUUUUGCUACAUGUGAUUUCACUUCUUUUUUAAUGCACGGUAAUCACAUAGGCAACCAUUUUCUUUGAAUAGUUUCUCAUGGAAAAAAUUAAACUUGAAACUGA
Messenger RNA from Electrophorus electricus (electric eel), 2828 nucleotides. RefSeq names its product armadillo like helical domain containing 3 (gene armh3). The record is from RefSeq and is a predicted model, not a curated record. NCBI's taxonomy places the organism in Eukaryota, Metazoa, Chordata, Actinopteri, Gymnotiformes, Gymnotidae. Gene Ontology annotation, cellular component: cytosol.